Molecule: messenger RNA, 1065 nt
Organism: Anopheles nili
Lineage: Eukaryota; Metazoa; Arthropoda; Insecta; Diptera; Culicidae
Product: homeobox protein unc-4-like
Exons: 4
Coding region: 1-1065 (354 amino acids)
Biological process (GO): regulation of DNA-templated transcription
Molecular function (GO): DNA-binding transcription factor activity, RNA polymerase II-specific; sequence-specific double-stranded DNA binding
Source: RefSeq, a predicted model, not a curated record
AUGGUCCUGGAGCACCAGGGAAUGCUGCAGAACCUGCAAACGCUCGGCUCGCAGCCGGCCCUACAGCUGUACGCGGCCGCGGCGGCUGCCCAGUUAGCCCCUCGAAAUCGCACCAGUGUUCCACCACAAUGGGCACCCUUUCUGCAGUUUGGCGUACCGAACGUGUUCGGUGGCCACUUCCUGACGAGACCCCGGUUUGGUCCGCCUGGGGCGCCACCCAAUUUGACCGGUCUCGGUGGAGCCCCGGGUGCCGGUGUAGCUGGAGUUGGCGUUGGAACCGGCGGUGGAGGUGCAGGCGGACUGCCGGGGUCACUCCUGAAUGGUGGCUCUCACCCGAACAUAUCACCUCACCGCGCCAUGCAGGGACCACCGAGCGAGGACUCCAACGACGAUCGAGGAUCUGCCGCCGACGGGGACGACGAGAGCAGCGCAUCGAAACGGAGACGGUCGCGUACCAACUUCAACUCCUGGCAACUCGAGGAACUGGAACGGGCAUUCUCAGCCAGCCACUACCCGGACGUGUUCAUGCGCGAAGCCCUGGCAAUGCGACUGGACCUCAAGGAGAGCAGAGUGGCCGUGUGGUUUCAAAACCGAAGAGCCAAGUGGAGGAAAAAGGAACACACGAAAAAAGGACCCGGCAGACCCGCACACAACGCCCAUCCGCAGUCCUGUUCCGGUGAACCGAUCCCGCCGAAUGAGCUGAAAGCGCGAGAAAAAGCCCGCCGUAGAAAGAAAAUUGCCAAAGCCCUCGAGCGACAGGCACGGAAACUGCGAGCCAAGGGCAUCACCGUCGAUCUAGAGGCGCUGAAGGCCGAAUAUCUUUCCCAACACCGCAACAACUCCGGCAGUGACUCGGAGGACGAUGACGACAACGACAACGACGACGAAGACCCGAUCGACGUGGUUGGUGGGGCAGAGUCGGGUGACGAACCGGAGGACUGCUCCAUGCAGCGCCGGGAAAGCGUAGAAGGAGACGGGCUGGACGAGACGGGCAGCGACACCCCACGGAACAGCAUAAGGCCCAACCCGUUUAGCAUAGAAUCGUUGCUGUACAACAACACGUGA